Molecule: messenger RNA, 2570 nt
Organism: Condylura cristata (star-nosed mole)
Lineage: Eukaryota; Metazoa; Chordata; Mammalia; Eulipotyphla; Talpidae
Gene: SPRYD3
Product: SPRY domain containing 3
Exons: 11
Coding region: 83-1411 (442 amino acids)
Molecular function (GO): protein binding
Source: RefSeq, a predicted model, not a curated record
AGGAGCGUAGCAAGGGCGGGGCCCCGGAUGUGUGUGGUGGCGGCGGCCGAAGAGCUAGAGAGCGGAGCUGAGAGGCCUAUGGAUGAGGAGGACGCGGCGGCCCCGGUUUGUUCUCAUGAACAAGAUGGAUGACCUCAACCUGCACUACCGGUUUCUAAAUUGGCGCCGGCGGAUCCGGGAGAUUCGGGAGGUCCGGGCUUUUCGAUACCAGGAGAGGUUCAAACACAUUCUUGUAGAUGGAGACACUCUGAGUUACCAUGGAAACUCUGGUGAAGUUGGCUGCUAUGUGGCUUCUCGACCCCUGACCAAGGACAGCAAUUAUUUUGAGGUGUCCAUCGUGGACAGUGGGGUCCGCGGCACCAUUGCUGUGGGGCUGGUUCCUCAGUACUACAGCUUGGACCACCAGCCGGGCUGGCUGCCUGACUCUGUGGCCUACCACGCUGACGACGGCAAGCUGUACAAUGGCCGGGCCAAAGGCCGCCAGUUUGGGUCAAAAUGCAACUCCGGGGACCGAAUUGGCUGUGGCAUUGAGCCUGUGUCCUUUGAUGUGCAGACUGCCCAGAUAUUCUUCACCAAAAAUGGGAAGCGGGUGGGCUCUACCAUCAUGCCCAUGUCCCCAGAUGGGCUGUUCCCAGCAGUGGGCAUGCACUCCCUGGGUGAGGAGGUGCGACUGCACCUCAACGCUGAGCUGGGCCGUGAGGACGACAGCGUCAUGAUGGUGGACAGUUAUGAAGACGAAUGGGGCCGGCUGCAUGACGUCAGAGUCUGUGGAACUCUGCUGGAGUACCUGGGCAAGGGCAAGAGCAUUGUGGACGUGGGGCUGGCCCAGGCCCGGCACCCUCUCAGCACCCGGAGCCACUACUUCGAGGUGGAGAUCGUGGACCCUGGAGAGAAAUGCUACAUCGCCCUGGGACUGGCCCGGAAGGAUUAUCCCAAGAACAGGCACCCGGGCUGGAGCAGAGGGUCCGUGGCUUAUCAUGCAGAUGACGGGAAGAUCUUCCACGGCAGUGGCGUGGGGGACCCCUUCGGGCCACGCUGUUACAAAGGGGACAUCAUGGGCUGUGGAAUUAUGUUUCCCCGCGACUACAUUCUGGACAGUGAGGGUGACAGUGAUGACAGCUGUGACACAGUGAUCCUGUCCCCGACUGCCCGAGCAGUCCGGAAUGUCCGGAAUGUCAUGUACCUGCACCAGGAAGGGGAAGAGGAAGAGGAGGAAGAGGAAGAGGAAGAAGACGGGGAAGAGAUAGAGCAGGAGCAUGAGGGCAAGAAGGUGGUGGUUUUCUUCACUCGGAACGGCAAGAUCAUCGGGAAGAAGGAUGCCGUAGUGCCUUCUGGCGGCUUCUUCCCCACCAUUGGGAUGCUGAGCUGUGGGGAGAAAGUCAAAGUGGAUCUGCACCCCCUGAGUGGCUAGGAGCAUCUCUCUCACCUGCCCCCUUCCCUCUGCUCCCCCUCUCAGACCAGGUGGGCAGUUCUGGACUUCCACGAGGACAGGCUUAGCAAGGGGCCCCAGGGUGCAGUUACAGCGCCCCGCCGAGUUGACCCUGCCAGGCUCCGCGGUGCCAUCUUUGUGGUCCAGAGCUGCCCUGUCACCAGUCCCUGGGCUGAGUCCUCAGUGGGACAGGGCAGCCUCACAGCGCUGUUGCUGUGUUGUGGGUCCCACUGGCUUUGGCCGUGGGCUCCUGCACCCUCUUUUCCCACGGCCCUUACGUGGCAGGGGGGUGCCCUGUCUCAGCUGCUGUCUGGGCAAGAGGCUUUGCAGAGGCUGGAGCAGAGACAGCCCCUCCCGCCCACCACAGUAUUUCCCUGCCCUGUUUUGUCCCUGGUCCUUACCACGUGAGCUGGUUGCUGCUGUCGUCACCCCCGGCUGGGCUAGGGGUUGCUGUCCUGUGAAGACCCUGUUGGUGUCCCCUCUUCCCCUGGAGAGUCCCCGAGAGCCUGCUUCUCCCCCACUCACACCGUAGUCCCGUGGGGAACGAGUCUCGGGCUCCUUCUAGCUGGGCAUAGAUGGGUGCCUGUUAGCUGUCUCAUGGCACGACAGGGCUGUGGGGCACACUGGGGCUCCUGCUCCCACCUCCCCUGCCCGUUCGUGGCUCACCUGUGGCACGCUGUCCUACUCUGUGGCAUGCAGCUGAGGCUGGGAGUCUCCUGCUGUGGCGAGGGCACACCUCCAGGACCCAGCUUGGCCCCUUAGCCCUACCCUGCCCCCCUUCCCAUUUGCUGCCUGUGCCAGUGGCCUGUUUUGCUUCAGUGUUUGACUCUAGCACUUACAUGUGUUUCUCCCUGAACACCCCUCUCUAACCCCUGGACCUGGGCCCCUCCCCACAGUGACUUCUGGGAGGAAGCGGGAGCAGCGAGCAGCUGGUGCUGGGUUUGCACAGUGGGCGGGGCUUCCUGGGAGUGGGCGGGGCCUUGGUGACCGUGGGCGGGGCUUUGGGGAACGUGGGCAAGUGGUUGUGCUGCUGGGCCUCCUGUUGGCCCUCCUUCCGUCCCUGCACUAUGAUGUAUGAAAUGUAUGUACAGACCAAGAGAUGUUUAUACAGCCAAUAAAGAUGGAGUUUCCGUAUUUAUCA